Sesamum indicum (sesame) is the source of this 1603-nucleotide messenger RNA. RefSeq lists its product as uncharacterized. NCBI's taxonomy places the organism in Eukaryota, Viridiplantae, Streptophyta, Magnoliopsida, Lamiales, Pedaliaceae. Gene Ontology annotation, molecular function: nucleic acid binding. The record is from RefSeq and is a predicted model, not a curated record.
GCCCACAGCCCAGUUUUGUCUCUUUUAGACUUUGAGCAUUCAUUACAACAAAUACAAACGCAAGAAUUCCGUACAAAUCCACCCCAUUAUUCUCCUUUUUCCCUCUCUUCGGUUGGUGGGAGGGAAGGAUAACCCUGCGGAAAUUCCCUCCCGCUCUGCGUAGAAAAGUAGUAGUUCACCCUGUCUAUUUCUUGAUACUAUCUGUAUCUAUAUGUGUAUAGGUACGUAGUUGUAGUUUUCUGUUUUUCCGUGGAGUCUUGGAGUAUGGAUUUGACUUCCCAUUCAGCUGUUGUGUAUGACGGGAAUGGAGGAGCGGCUGUGGAGCGGAAGGAGAAGGAGAGGGAGCCGGCAUAUGUUUCGAUGGUGGAUCCCUUCCUCGUUGAGGCUCUUCAAAACCCUCGUCAUCGACUGAAUAUUCUUCGAAUGGAGCUUGAUGUACAGAAGUUCUUGAAGAAUUCUGAUGUGCAGCAGUUUGAGUUUCCACACUUCCCUACUUCAUACCUUCGUCUUGCAGCACACCGUGUUGCCCAACACUAUGGUGUGCAGACCUUGGUUCAGGACAAUGCUGUAGAUGGCCAAGGGAGCCGGAUAUUGGUUAUAAAAAAGCCAGAGAGUAAGUUCCCUACUGUUUGCUUAUCAGAUGUGCCUGCUAAAGAGUCAGAAAAUGACAAACUUGAUCAGAUCAAGAUAGUCAUAAGACCGAGACCUAAAGCUUCCUCAAGUGAAGCCAAUGAACUGGGGCUUAAGCGCACUUCAGUGAGAUCUGUGGAAGAGAGGAAGGAGGAGUAUGACAGAGCACGAGCUCGUAUUUUCAGUAGUCCAAGUAGUUCUGAAUCUGGAGAUGCAUCAGCUCAGGCUGCUUUUGAUGGGAGGAAUUUGAAUGUAGAUGACAAUGAAGUUUCGAGGAAUUUUGGCAUGGAUGCGGACAAAAGCCCCUGCAGCAAGGAAGUUGGCACUUCAUCUAGAGUGGCUAUUUUUAGGGACAGGGAGAAGGAUCGCACUGACCCCGAUUACGAUCGCAGUUAUGACAGAUAUGUUAAGAGCAUCCCGCACGCACAAAAUCUCAGCCUAGCGCAUCUUAAUAUGCAGAAAAUCCAGCCUCCAUUUGUCCAUUAUGAUUCUAUUUUCCCUCAGCUUGGUCAGAUGCCUGCACCUCCAGCUUCUCUCAGCUACAGGAGCCCUGUGAUGAGCCCCUACUGUGCUAUGGGAUUGAAUCAAACUUCUACGGAUGGUUUAUAUAUGCAGUGGCAAACUCCGUCCAUUAUGCAUGGGCAUUCAUACGAUCAACUAAGACAUGCUGUGUUUCAGGCCCCCCUCUGUCAGCAGCCUCUAAGUUUCGAUUACUCUCAGAACCAAUGAUGACUGGCAGAAGUUAGCUUGGGAAUGUCUGCAUUACUCUAGGGUGUCCUUAAUUAGGUUGCAGUGUUGAAGAGCCUGAUCCUAUGGUUUAGAGUUCUCUGAUUUUGUUUUAGAUUUGAUGUAAGGUGUUCAAAGACUUUAUUAUGCAUGAAGCGACAUUGUUUGUAGGGAGACCAGACCCCCAAUGCCUGUUUGCAAUUCUUGAUUUGUAUUGUUGUGUCGUAUGAGAAAUUACUUUCCACAA